Molecule: messenger RNA, 342 nt
Organism: Schizosaccharomyces osmophilus
Lineage: Eukaryota; Fungi; Ascomycota; Schizosaccharomycetes; Schizosaccharomycetales; Schizosaccharomycetaceae
Gene: lsm7
Product: Lsm2-8 complex Lsm7
Exons: 2
Coding region: 1-342 (113 amino acids)
Biological process (GO): nuclear-transcribed mRNA catabolic process; mRNA splicing, via spliceosome
Cellular component (GO): Lsm1-7-Pat1 complex; U6 snRNP; spliceosomal tri-snRNP complex
Molecular function (GO): RNA binding
Source: RefSeq, a predicted model, not a curated record
AUGUCUUCCUUUCAAAAGCGCCCAGGACCUACUAAUUCUAGUCAGCCCACAGAAAAACCCAGGAAAGAAUCCAUCUUAGACUUGUCGAGAUACCAAGAUCAACGAAUCCAAGCUACCUUUACAGGAGGACGUCAAAUUAGCGGUGUGCUCAAAGGUUAUGAUCAGCUUAUGAAUCUUGUUUUAGACGACGUGGAUGAACAUUUAAAAAACCCCGAAGACGGUAAAUUCUUAGACAAAACCAGGAAACUUGGUUUGAUAGUUGUACGUGGUACUACUUUGGUUCUCCUUGCUCCAAUGGAUGGUUCUGAGGAAAUCCCUAAUCCAUUUUUGCAACAAGAGUAA